CCAUUUUGGCUCAAGCGAUUCCUAUCUAGGCGGCCACAUCACGCGGCGGCCUUGCGAGCAUUCGCCCCCAGUCAGGCUUCAGCUCGACCAAGAGGCUCAUUCGGCAGAAUGCGUGAGGCGAUCUGCAUCCACAUUGGCCAGGCAGGAGUGCAGAUUGGAAAUGCAUGCUGGGAGCUCUUUUGCCUCGAGCAUGGCAUCCAGCCCGACGGCCAAAUGCCCUCCGAUAAGACAAUCGGGGGCGGUGACGAUGCCUUCAACACGUUCUUCUCCGAGACUGGUGCCGGCAAGCACGUCCCCCGCUGUGUGUUCGUCGACCUAGAGCCCACGGUGGUCGAUGAAGUGCGCACAGGCACGUACCGUCAACUGUUCCAUCCGGAGCAGCUCAUUUCUGGUAAAGAGGACGCCGCGAACAAUUUCGCGCGCGGGCACUACACAAUCGGCAAGGAGAUCGUCGACCUCGUGCUCGACCGGAUCAGGAAGCUGGCCGACAACUGCACCGGCCUCCAGGGCUUCAUGAUCUACAAUGCCGUCGGCGGAGGCACAGGCUCCGGGCUCGGCUGCCUGAUGCUGGAGCGCCUGUCCGUGGACUAUGGCAAGAAGACGAAGGUCUCCUUCACCGUGUGGGCGUGCCCGCAGGUCGCCACCGCGGUGGUGGAGCCGUACAACACGGUGCUCUGCGUGCACUCCCUCCUGGAGCACACGGACGUGACCAUCAUGUACGACAACGCUCAUGCUCACGCUCAGCACACAGGGGACCCGCCCAUGCUCAGCUGCAGCGUCUUCGAGGGUAACUUCAGGAUGCUCCCCUCCCCGGAGGGUCAUGGGAUGGCGGGCAAUUCAGUUUUGUGCAAGCUAGAUGGCGACGCGGGGCUUUUUGGCAUCGUCAUGUGGGCCAUCCUGUUGGCUCUCGGGGUGAAGCAUUUCGGGUUCUUGGUCAUGCUCGUCGGCAUGGUCCUCUUCUUGAAUUUGGUGUGCAUGGAGUGCGGGUACGGCAUCAUCGUGGUGCUGCUGUUCCUGGGGCUGCUCGCGACGUCCUGCUCCUGCAGGAUGGCGCUGCGGACCAGGUUGAGGCAGAAAUUCCACCCGGCUUAG
Messenger RNA from Prorocentrum cordatum, 1092 nucleotides. The record is from the annotation of a GenBank genome assembly. Lineage: Eukaryota; Dinophyceae; Prorocentrales; Prorocentraceae.